AAUCAGUCAAUCACAGCCUUCAUAUGAAUAUGUAUAAGGAGCUCAGUCUUCAAAUUUGUUUGCCAUGACUUUGAAAGCAUUGGCAGAACUAUCAGAGAACUUUAUACAUUACCUGGUCCUAAGUGUAUUCUGUGUGGCCUAGGUUCUUUAGUACUUUCAGUAGCCAAGCUAUCCCUGUGAAACAGAGAAUUAAUUGGCAUUCUUCUUCUGUGAAACAUAUUCAAGCAGGGAUGCAGCUAGGUACUGUUACUUUGUUUUUCUUAUUCAUCUUCAGUUUUCUUCCCUCACAGUAUGGUGCUGAAGUAUACAACAUAACUCCUUCACACCCAUUAGCAGAGGGACAAACUCUAGUCUCUCCUGGCCUAAUAUUCGAAUUGGGCUUCUUCAGUCCUAAUAGUUCUGCUAAUAAGUAUGUGGGGUUGUGGCACAAAAGUAUAUUUCCCCGUAAAUAUGUAUGGGUGGCUAACAGAGAUAAUCCUCUUGCUGCUACAGACACCUUGGCUACUUUGAGCAUUGGCAGCAAUGGGAAUCUGGAGCUCGUAGAUGGGAAACAGAGUUCUGUCUGGUCAGCCAAUAUAUCUAAUUGUUCAUCAGCAGUUCUCUUAGAUAAUGGAAACUUCAUAGUCAAAGAUGGUAUGGGAGCUGAUUUGUGGAUGAGUUUCAAUGAUCCUAGUGACACACAUCUGCCAAGAAUGUUGCUGGGAUAUGAUAGCGGUUCUGGAAAACGGAAUUUCUUGACAUCUUGGAAAAGUGAAAAUGAUCCAUCACCAGGGAUAUUCUUGGUUGGACUGUCAGCAGAGUUACCGGCACAAUUGUAUAUUUGGACUAAUGGAUCUACUCCCCACUGGAGAAGUGGGCCAUGGGAUAAAUCAAGGUUUAUUGGUAUACCCACAUCGAAUUCUGACACUUCUCCGUAUCUAAAUCCAUGGACUCUUGUUGAUAAUGUGCCGCAGGGAACAAGGUAUUUAUCUUACAGUUUUGACAAAAUUCCUGGUGCGAAUGUUUUUACAUAUGCUGACAUAUCUUCCGAAGGUAUACUGAGGUUUUUGUUUUCAGAAAUUGGCAAGAACUGGUAUCUUGCGUGGAAGUCAUGGAACAACCCAUGCGAUAAUUAUGGCGCCUGUGGACCUUUUGGGGUUUGCAAAGCUUAUGAAUCUCCUAUCUGCAAGUGUUUGAAAGGGUUUAUACCCAAGUCAAAUAAGGAAUGGAGUAAAAGAAACUGGACCGGAGGUUGUGUGAGACGAAGGAACUUGUCUUGUGAGACCAACACAAAUGAAUCAAUCUCAUCAAAGGGAAAAGAUGGGUUUUUGAAGUUGGAAAGAUUGAAAUUACCCAAUUUUCAUGAAUAUUUGGGUUCUGUGGCUCUAGACAAGUUCGAGGACUGCAAGACACGGUGCCUGAGUAAUUGUUCAUGCCUGGCUUAUGCUUAUGUUGAUAACAUAGGGUGUUUGGUGUGGUUCAAAGACCUUUUUGAUAUGCAGCAGUUUCCAGCUUUUGAAGAAGAUCUUUACGUUCGCCUAGCACACUCAGAACUAGUUGAAGGAAAGCCGACAAAGUUAAUUGCAAGCCUUACAACUAUUGGAUUUUUGAGCAUCUUGGUUGCUAUAAUCUUCUGUUUGCACAGGUGGCGUGCUAACCAAAAGCGACACGUCGAAUUAAUAGCACGACGCUUGGAAUCAACUAGUACGAUUCAGAUUCAUAGGGACGGUCUUCGAGAUUAUAUAGGAAAGCAUGAUUUCUCGGAGCUAAAGAUAUAUGAUUUUGAUAACAUACUAAUCGCCACAGACAACUUCAGCAUCACAAACAAACUCGGGCAAGGAGGCUUUGGCCCAGUUUAUAAGGGGAUGCUACCAGAAGGGAAGGAAAUUGCAGUAAAAAGACUAUCUAGUAACUCAGGACAAGGUGUCGAAGAGUUCAAGAAUGAGAUGCGGUUGAUCUCCAAUCUUCAACACAAAAACCUUGUUAGGAUGAUGGGUUGCUGUGUUAAAGAGGAUGAGAAGUUACUGAUUUACGAGUUCAUGGCAAACAAAAGCUUGGAUACUUUUCUAUAUGAUCCGACGAAGAGAGCAAUGCUUAAUUGGGCUACACGCUUUAAUAUUAUUCAGGGUGUUGCUAGAGGGCUUCUUUAUCUCCAUCAUGAUUCCUAUGUGAAGGUGAUACAUAGAGAUUUAAAAGUCAGUAACAUUCUCCUAGAUGAGAAAAUGAAUCCAAAAAUCUCAGAUUUUGGAUUGGCACGCAUAGUUGAAGAAACACAGAGUCUAGAUAAUACUCAUAAGGUCGUUGGAACACGUGGCUAUAUGUCUCCAGAGUAUGCCAUGGGUGGGAUAUUUUCCGAAAAAUCUGAUGUCUACAGCUUCGGGGUCCUGGUGUUAGAGAUUAUUAGCGGUAAGAAGAAUGUCAGCUUCUAUUGCUAUGACCAACAGCUAGGCUUCCUUGCCUAUGUAUGGAAGUUAUGGAAUGAAGGCAGGGCAUUGGAGUUAGUAGAUGAAGUAUUGGGUGAUUCAUAUUCCUCAUCCGAAGUAAUGACAUGCGUGCAUGUUGGGCUUCUUUGUGUACAAGACAAUGCUCCGGAUAGACCAACCAUGACGGAUGUAGCUUCAAUUCUAAGUAGCGAGAAAGAUGGUCCACAUCCAAAGAGGCCUGUAUUCACUAUCCAAAACUCAGUUUAUCAUCUUGGAUCAUCCUAUGAAAAUACAAAUUCCUCCAUAAAUGAAGCUAGCAUUACAAUGAUUGGAGGACGUUAAGCGACAGCAAAUUGGCACAUCACAAGGCCUUUUGGUCAUUCUCAAGGGGUUCUUAUACAUAUUGAAGGUUUUCUAUUUGGUAGUAUAUGAAGGUUUUUUUAGUUAAUGUAAUACCCGAGGUAUUUAAAAUAAAUAAAUAAAUAAAUGUCAUGAAGGAGUUAUUCA
Molecule: messenger RNA, 2909 nt
Organism: Rosa rugosa (rugosa rose)
Lineage: Eukaryota; Viridiplantae; Streptophyta; Magnoliopsida; Rosales; Rosaceae
Product: G-type lectin S-receptor-like serine/threonine-protein kinase At1g61390
Exons: 7
Coding region: 231-2744 (837 amino acids)
Biological process (GO): protein phosphorylation; recognition of pollen
Molecular function (GO): protein serine/threonine kinase activity; ATP binding
Source: RefSeq, a predicted model, not a curated record